Messenger RNA from Thamnophis sirtalis, 800 nucleotides. Lineage: Eukaryota; Metazoa; Chordata; Lepidosauria; Squamata; Natricidae. The record is from RefSeq and is a predicted model, not a curated record.
UGGGUACCACCUCAACAGCUCCCAUUGGGACUUUAGGAUUUGGCUCUAAAAUGCCUGGAGUGACCACAGCAGCAGCCGCCGCCCUUCCCACAGCUGGCACUGCUUCCAUACCUGCUGCAGGAUUCCUCUUGAACCUGAAGCCCCUCGCCACAACAAGCGUGGCUGCUUCCACCUCCACUGCAACCACCACCACUGGCAUGACUCCCCCCGUGAUGACAUAUGCCCAGCUGGAGAGCCUGAUUAACAAAUGGAGCCUGGAACUGGAGGACCAGGAGAAGCACUUCCUUCAGCAGGCCACCCAGGUCAACGCCUGGGACAGGACGUUGAUUGAAAACGGAGAAAAGAUCACAACCUUACACAGAGAAGUAGAGAAAGUGAAGCUGGAUCAAAAGAGGCUGGACCAGGAGCUGGACUUCAUUUUGUCUCAGCAAAAGGAGCUGGAGGACUUGUUGAUCCCAUUGGAGGAAUCUGUGAAGGAGCAGAGUGGAACAAUCUACUUGCAACACGCGGACGAGGAACGGGAAAAGACAUACAAGCUGGCAGAGAACAUCGAUGCCCAGUUGAAGCGCAUGGCCCAAGAUCUGAAAGAUAUCAUUGAGCACCUGAACACCUCCGGGGGCCCUGCUGACAACAGUGACCCCCUUCAGCAGAUCUGCAAAAUUCUGAACGCACACAUGGAUUCUCUGCAGUGGAUUGAUCAGAACUCAGCCCUGCUGCAGAGGAAAGUGGAGGAGAUGUCCAAGGUCUGCGAGGGCCGCCGGAAGGAGCAGGAGCGCAGCUUCCGCAUCACCUUCGAUUGA